AUGAUUUCCGUUCUCCUCCUUUCUGCCCUGAAGCCUUCCGCCAACGCCUGGGAUCUCACUAUCAACUACAUCAGCUUUCCUGCUGUCACCUAUACUGGUAGCGGUAAUGUCGGCUGCCAAAAUGUCACUCGCUAUGCGGCAGUCGACAACUUUACAUUGGACGCCACGGAACCACAUAUCGCAUACCUGUAUCGCGACGAGGGCUGUCGUGAGAGCGUGGCAGCUGGCAGCCUCGGGACUCAUUCAGUUAAUGGAGAGUGCGGGUGUAAGCAUUGGUAUCCGGGCGGGUUCUGUAAAGGGAAUGAAGCCAGUGAGUGA
Messenger RNA from Morchella importuna, 318 nucleotides. RefSeq lists its product as uncharacterized. Lineage: Eukaryota; Fungi; Ascomycota; Pezizomycetes; Pezizales; Morchellaceae. Bases 1 to 318 code for a protein of 105 amino acids. The record is from RefSeq and is a predicted model, not a curated record. The transcript has 2 exons.